Molecule: messenger RNA, 4866 nt
Organism: Aureobasidium musti
Lineage: Eukaryota; Fungi; Ascomycota; Dothideomycetes; Dothideales; Saccotheciaceae
Source: the annotation of a GenBank genome assembly
AUGAGCAAUGGCACGGGUGCAGACGAGGACUACAGCAGUAGGUCGACUUUGACGACAGCGGGAGACUACCCGUCAGCGACGCGUCCGGUCAGCGUAGCCAUCGACCCCGUGGCCCUGAUCAUUACAGAAUGUAUCACCGUCACAUCGGCCAUGCGCAAGCAUGCGCGCUGGGCCCAGUCAUCGGUAUCAGCAAUCCUCGGCGGCGGUGCUGCUAGACGCCCACCCUCCUCCCUCGGCUCUCUCAGUGUCGGCGACGACAGCGAUGGUGGACAACUGGCUACACGAUGGGGCCUUCGCGGCAAGAAGGGCAAGAGCAUACAGGACAACCCGCUACUAUCUGCCUUUGCACGUCUACGCAGUCAACUCAAGGGCUGCAGAGGUAUGUCAUACCGCCUCGCUCACGCCCUCCACGCAGCAAUUGACGUCUCUAUCUUACANGACAUCCGUACUGUCGACACACCCUCCAUUCUCCAACCUUUCUUGCAGGUCAUCCGUUCCUCGUCGACCACCGCGCCCAUCACCUCGCUGGCCUUGAUCGCAAUCACCAAGAUGCUCUCCUACAAUGUCAUCAGUCCAGGAAUGCCCAACUUCCCCUACGCCAUGAUGCUCUUGUCUUCGAGCGUGACAAACUGCCGCUUCGAGGGAGACAACACUGCAUCAGACGACGUCGUCUUUCUUCGUAUCCUCAAGCUGAUGGAGAUCAUCAUUACUGGCCCCUCAGGCGAAGUCCUUGGCGACCAAAGCGUCUGUGGCAUGAUGGAGUGUGGUAUUUCAAUAUGCUGUGCACUGCGUAUGAGUGAAGUACUACGUCGUUCGGCUGAGAUCACCAUGGUUACCAUGUGCCAGACCAUCUUCCAGAGACUGACCCACCUUGAAUCCUUGCCUGGAGAUGACAACCAGAACGAUCAAGACGACUUCAAGAUCGAGUCCAGCACUACUCAGAUUGGUUCGACUCCUGCCCAGGACACGCCUACUUCAGGGAGCCUAGAUGUGCCCCGUGGGGCCGGUGGUGAAAGACCCUCCGCAGAGUUCAGUGCCAGUCAGGUCGAUCUAACCAAGGCAACCGAAACCCAUGACAUUCCCGAGAUCAACCCAUAUGGCUUGCCCUCGAUCAGAGAACUUUUCCGCACUCUGGCCGAACUUCUUGAUCCUCACGACCGACAGUACACUGAUACCAUGCGAGUCAUGGCUUUGCGUAUUGUGAAUGUGGCUCUAGAAGUUGCAGGUCCUUCAAUAGCCUACCACCCAUCCCUAGCCUCACUGGCCAAGGAUACUCUGUGUCGCAAUCUUUUCCAGCUUGUGCGCUCUGAGAACAUCGCUCUCCUCCACGAAUCAUUACGUGUUGCCGGGACUCUGCUCGCAACUUGUCGCAGUGUACUACGACUUCAGCAAGAGCUCUAUCUCUCAUACAUUGUUGCAUGCUUGCAUCCUCGCGUGCCGAUUCCUGAUGAACCAAAUAUCAACCCUACUCUCUAUGAGGGUGUACCACAAGCUCCAAGACUUGUCAAACCAGCCGCAUCUGCUACGCAAAGUGGUCGAUCCACUCCGGUACCGGUGAAAGAUAGACAGAAGCUCGGCCUAGAGGGUGGUUCUCGGAAGCCUGACGCAAGAGAAGCUAUGGUGGAAAGCGUUGGGGCUCUAGUUAGAAUUCCCAGUUUUAUGGCUGAGCUAUUCGUGAACUACGAUUGCGAAAUUGACCGAAGCGAUCUAUGCUUGGAUAUGGUUGGCCUCCUCUCACGAAACGCAUUCCCGGAUUCCGCUACCUGGAGCACCACCAAUGUGCCACCACUCUGCUUGGAUUCACUGCUGGGAUAUGUGCAAUUCAUCGCCGACAGACUCGAUGAUGAGCCUGUGACUGAGGGUCUGCCUCGUUUGGAAGCACUUCGUGAACAGAGGAUCCGUAAACAGAUCAUCAUCCGCGGUGCCACUAAGUUUAACGAAAAUCCCAAGGCAGGUCUUGCUUAUCUGGCCUCUGAAGGGAUUAUUGAGAACACAGACGAUUUUAUGUCCAUCACACGCUUCCUUAAGGGAACGUCACGAAUCGACAAGAAAGUUCUGGGAGAGUUCAUAUCGAAAAGGUCGAACGAGGCUAUUCUUGAUGCCUUCCUCGAUCUUUUCGACUUCACUGGACAGCGUGUUGACGAGGCCUUGCGUCAAAUACUGAAUUCUUUCCGUCUCCCUGGUGAGUCACAGCUAAUUGAGAGAAUUGUCACAGUCUUCGCAGAGAAGUAUUGCGACAAGACUGAGCCUGAGGGUAUCGCGGAUAAGGACGCUGUCUACGUUCUGACAUAUGCAAUCAUCAUGCUCAAUACCGAUCAGCAUAACCCGAAUAUGAAACAAGCGCGAAUGGGGGUGACUGACUUUGCUCGCAAUCUGCGUGGUGUUAACGGAGGAAAAGACUUUGAACCAGAGUAUCUUCAAGGAAUCUAUGAUUCGAUCAGAACUCGGGAAAUUAUCUUACCAGAGGAACACGACAACAAGCACGCUUUUGAACAUGCCUGGAAGGAACUUCUGAUCAAGACUCAGACCGCGCAGGAUCUGGUCCUAUGCGAUACCAACAUCUACGAUGCAGAUAUGUUUGCAGCCACGUGGAAGCCCGUUGUUGCGACUCUCAACUAUGUCUUCAUGUCUGCCACUGAUGAUACCGUGUUCCAGAGAGUCAUUUCUGGCUUUGAUCAGUGCGCCCAGAUCGCGGCCAAACACGGGCUUCAUGAUUGUCUCGAUCAUAUCAUAGCUUCCCUUGCGCAAAUCAGCACGUUGGCCACAGAGACACCACCCAGCACUGCUCUCAACACUGAAGUACAAGCAAAUGGCAAGAGUAUCAUGGUAAGCAAGUUUGCUGUUGACUUCGGCCGAGAGAACAAAGCUCAGCUUGCUACACUCGUGCUGUUCCGCAUCAUUAAUGGCCACGAAGCCACGAUCCGAGAUGGCUGGAGCCACAUAACAGAUCAUNNUCGCAUCAUCCUCAACCUAUUUAUCAACUCUCUCAUCCCCAACACUCUGUCCGCAUUGACCUCCAAGCUUGAUCUUCCGGCUAUUCCACUUCAGAGCCCUGCUCAGGUCAUAGAACGGAACGACAAGUCGACUGACAUCGGCUUGUUCUCUGCUUUCACAUCCUACGUGUCAAGCGUGAUGAAUGACGAGCCGCCAGAGCCGAACGAUCAGGAGAUCGAGGCAACACUUUGCACUGUUGAUUCAGAACGCCGUUUGACCAUAAUAUAUGAUCAUGAGUUGACAUCUGCCUCUCCAGCNAAUAUGCCUCGUGAAUCUCUCGAGGCUUUCACACAAUCGCUCCUGUCAUACUUGCCACCAGACGAUGUUGAGAACUCGCCUAAAGUCAUUGUCGUGAAGCCACCAGUAGCUUCACCAACCCCUAUACGACCUGAUGGCCAGAAGCCGCAGCCUACUGCCCCAGAUUACGACCCGGCCCUUGUUUGCGUUCUUGAGCUUGCCACUGUGCUGUCAACGCGUGAUCAAGAUUCCAUGUCAUCAAUCGGCAAAGACGUCGCUCAGACAUUGAAAUCUGUUAUUCAUGAUGCGGAUGGCCUGCAUCCGGUAACGGUUGGUCGGGCGUCUUACUAUCUCUUGGAUCUGCUCAAAGCUAGUGAUGUUAGUAUUCUCAAUCACUAUCAUGCAUGUUUUCUGACCAGAAGCAGNGAUCACGAUUAUGUUCGCGCGCCAGUUGUGUUGCAUACAAUCUCGUCCUUCAACCAAGACCUUCUUCAGCGAUGCGGUCCAACUAUAUUGAAGGGAAUAUCCGGAUGUAUCAAAGGGCCUGCGAGUCUGCGAAAAGAGAUGGCAACAUCUCCAGACUUCUGGUCGGUACUUCACGCGCUUCAGCCAAAUCCAGAAGCUGCUCCGCUGGCCUUCCAUAUUACCGAGGACAUUGCGACAGGUUCGCCUCAAGCGAUCACUGCGGACAACUACGAGUCAGCUAUUGGUCUGUUGAAUACCUUUGCCACGGUUAGUGCCGUUCGUGAACAACGAAGAGAGCCAGCUGCAAGGCGAACCAAAUCAGCAGCACCUGAGAAGCGGCCGGCACCUGAUGAGGCUACCCUCCGCGGCGUCAGAGCGAUGGCGAUUGUAUCACAAAUGACUGGUCGCGUCCCUGCCUUUAUCGAAAAAUCUCAUCUGGAACCUGACGAGGCUUGGCAAGCAUACUGGCUUCCCAUUUUCAGAUGCUUCAUUGUGCAAUGUGUCAGCCCUUCUCGGGAGAUUCGUCAGCAAUCAUUCGCAUCUUUGCAACGGUGUUUGUUGUCCAACGAUCUUGCAUCUCCAGAACACAAGGAGUGGACAAACAUCUUCAGUCAGGUCGUAUUCCCCCUGGUUCAGGAACUACUCAAGCCGGAAGUGUACCAGAUAGAUCCUUCUGGUAUGGGUGACCUGCGUGUACAGACUGCACAACUUUUGUGCAAGAUCUUNCUGCAUUAUCUUGUGGUGCUCAGUGAGUGGGAUGGAAUGCACGACUUGUGGAUGGAGAUUCUGGACUUGAUGGACCGCCUGAUGAACAGCGGUCAAGGCGACACGCUGGUGAGUUCUUCCAAAUAUGUUGUACAUGCAUCUGUGACUGACAACUACGAUUAUAGNGCGGAAGCUGUGUCAGAGUCUCUCAAAAACAUACUACUCGUCAUGUCCAGUGGUGGCUACCUGAAGCGCCCAAGCGAGGGUGGUGAUCAAUCAGAGCAGCAAGAACGACUGUGGAACGACACGUCGAGCAGGCUACAUAAGUUCCUCCCGAACUUGAUGCCAGAACUGUUCCCGGAGCCGGAGGCAAAGCCAGAGAAAGAGAAGGAUGUGGAAGUAAUAUCUGACAAGGUUGAGGCAAGUGCGCCUGUUGCCGAAGAGAAGGCCCCAGAAGUUGCGUAG